AUUGGUGAAUCUUCUGCAUCUGUUUCUCUGGCCCAGCUUAUUCAGACUGCUGACCUGACCCAAGUCAAUGCUUCCGAAGAAGAUAAAAUAAAAGCUGUGAUGAUACAGUCUUGCCUUCAGUAUGACCCAAUCAAUUACAUGAAGAAACUUCCAGAAUCCUACACUUGUUUUCAUUGUGGACAGCCUGGCCCCCAUAUAAGGAACUGCCCAACAGUUGGGGACAGAAAUUUUGAGCCUGUUCCCAGAAUUAAGGAGAGCACAGGAAUUCCAAGAAGUUUCCUGACGGAGGUGGAGGAUCCCAGUACAAAGGGUGCUAUGGUGACACAGACUGGCACCUGCGCAAUCCCAGUUAUUAAUGCGGAAGCUUAUGGUAAAGGAAAGAAGGAGAAGCCUCCUUUUUUACCAGAGGAGCCGUCCUCCUGCUCCUCAGAUGAUCCCGUUCCUGAGGAGUUGUUAUGUCCUAUCUGUAAAGAAAUAAUGACUGAUGCAGCUGUUAUUCCCUGCUGUGGAAACAGUUACUGUGAUGAAUGUAUUAGAACGGCACUACUGGAAUCUGAGGCACGCACAUGCCUGACGUGUCAUCAGACAGAUGUUUCUCCUGAUGCUUUAGUUGCCAACAGGUUCCUACGCCAG
Apaloderma vittatum (bar-tailed trogon) is the source of this 633-nucleotide messenger RNA. RefSeq names its product E3 ubiquitin-protein ligase RBBP6-like. Gene Ontology annotation, biological process: ubiquitin-dependent protein catabolic process; mRNA processing; protein ubiquitination. Gene Ontology annotation, molecular function: ubiquitin protein ligase activity. The transcript is spliced from 6 exons. The annotation marks the transcript as partial. NCBI's taxonomy places the organism in Eukaryota, Metazoa, Chordata, Aves, Trogoniformes, Trogonidae. Gene Ontology annotation, cellular component: nucleus. The record is from RefSeq and is a predicted model, not a curated record.